Aspergillus caelatus is the source of this 2336-nucleotide messenger RNA. Its product is annotated as FMN-dependent alpha-hydroxy acid dehydrogenase. Lineage: Eukaryota; Fungi; Ascomycota; Eurotiomycetes; Eurotiales; Aspergillaceae. The transcript is spliced from 5 exons. The record is from RefSeq and is a predicted model, not a curated record. Gene Ontology annotation, molecular function: heme binding; oxidoreductase activity. Bases 534 to 2030 code for a protein of 498 amino acids.
AUACCCUUCUGCGAUUGACGAUACAUAUUAUUUUCACCGCCAUAACGAUCAAUAUAGAACGUCAUAGCUCGUUGGAACUUUGUGAAACCAUUUGUCCACCAAUAAUCGCGCGAUGUUCUCUAAUCCGCAAGAAAUAGCGGGCCCGUCGGCUAUCAAGUUUACCAAAUGCAGGAAUCUCAAUGGCCGCUGGCCAUAUGUCUUCCUCCUCCCACAGCUGGGUCUUACUAGGAGUACUUCCCCACACGGCUCCUGGUCGGAGUCAAGUCCGAUAAGCCUAUUUAUGCACAUUGCACGCUCGGUCAUUGAACGGGGCUGACAACGAGUACUAGUAGCCUGUUGCCGAGUCUAGGUCGGUCGGGUACAUGAUCUUGGGAGUCCCGUUUUCUGAAGGAUAUCCCUUCUUCUUCUUCUUCUUCUUCUUCUUCUUCUUCUUCCUUUUCGCUACUCUUUAUCUCUCGUAUCUUUAUCAGGCCCUACCGCAUCUCAAUUCCACGAAACAAAUCUGAAGAUACAACCGUGCUUGGUCUUGCAAGAUGGCCCAAGUGUUCGAUGCGGCAGAAGUCGCGAAACAUAAUACCCCAGACAGUUGCUGGGUAAUCCUAUAUGGGAAAGUCUACGAUGUCACCGACUUCCUCUCCGAGCACCCCGGUGGCUCCAAAAUUAUUUUAAAGCUCGCUGGAAAGGAUGCAACCGAAGAAUACGACCCCAUCCACCCCCCGGGAAUAUUAGAAGAAAACCUGAAGCCAGAAGCGAUGCUUGGAAUUGUCAACCCAGAUACUCUUCCGAAGGUGCAGGCUGAGCCUGUACCCUCGUCAAGCGAGGAGACGGAGGGCCCACCCCCAAUGGAGUCUCUCCUCAACAUGGACGACAUCGAACAGGUGGCUACUAAAAACGUGAGCAAGAAGGCGUGGGCCUACUAUUAUUCCGCCUCUGAUGAUAAAAUCUCCAAACAAUUCAACACGGAAGUUUAUCGCUCAAUUCUCUUACGGCCACGGGUUUUCAUUGACUGCACACAGUGUGGCUUAGAUACUACGUUGCUGGGACAGAAGCUAGGAAUGCCAAUUUAUGUGUCCCCUGCCGCGAUGGCUCGGUUGGGCCAUCCGGCUGGUGAGGCAGGUAUCGCCGAAGCUUGUCGCAGCUUUGGAGCCAUGCAGGUUAUCUCAAACAACGCAUCUAUGACACCAGAGCAAAUUGUAAAAGAUGCAGCCCCGGACCAAGUAUUUGGAUGGCAGAUUUAUGUCCAAAUUGAUCGCAAGAAGAGUGAAGCGAUGCUGGCACGGAUAAACAAACUCAAGCAAAUCAAGUUCAUUGUUCUGACCCUGGAUGCCCCGGUGCCGGGCAAAAGAGAAGAUGACGAGCGAGGAAAUGCUGUCGGGGCAUCAGCACCAAUUCCAAGCGCGGCCAAGGCGGCAGAUAGUGCUGAAGAUGAAACCUCUCGGAUCAAUCAAUCUUCUGGCGGUGUUGGAAAGCAGCUCUUCGCUGGAACUGAUCCCUCACUGACCUGGAAAGAAACUUUGCCAUGGUUGGCUGAGCGCACUGACUUGCCAAUUAUCCUAAAGGGCCUGCAAACUCAUGAGGACGCCUAUAUUGCUUCUCUCCAUACACCUCAAGUCAAAGGCAUUAUUCUUUCGAAUCACGGCGGCCGUGCCCUCGACACUGCCCCCCCAGCAGUGCAUACGUUGAUGGAGAUCAGAAAAUAUUGCCCGGAAGUAUUCGAUAGAUUGGAAGUUUGGGUCGACGGCGGCAUCCGGCGUGGUACAGAUGUUGUAAAAGCGCUAUGCUUGGGGGCGAAGGCUGUGGGAAUCGGGCGACCUGCCCUGUGGGGCCUUGGGGCUGGCGGUGUCGAUGGUGUUAAACGAACCUUGCAGAUACUGGCGGACGAGAGCAAGACAUGCAUGCGGUUACUUGGUGUAGAAACUGUGGAUAAGCUGGGCCUCCAACAUAUCAAUACCCGGCUUCUUGAGCAACAGAUUUAUAAUGGACCAUCAGGCCUCGAAUCCAUACGGAGCGAUUUCCGAGCAAAAUUAUAGACGAUGUGACCACUGGCAUAUGAGUGGUGUUAUAAUGCACUGUCCACUCGCUUUUGAUGGAUAAGUCGCUUGUUUGUACAGGGCUACGGCAUAUAUCAUACAAUUUAAACCAUACAGAAUUAAUUCAAACUAAGGCCAUUUGAUUUUUCGAUAUGUGUGAUCUGAGCAAAAAGGAAAAUUCGGAGAACUAUACCCGGUGAGGUGUGCAUAUCAAGAGCGUAAUUGUAGACGACUGAUGGCACUCUUAGCCUGUGAUACCAGGCCGCCGCCUUCAAAUAUUCUAUCUUGUUCGAUCUCUAAGGCGUU